Rhea pennata is the source of this 1123-nucleotide messenger RNA. It is a transcript of the gene TTC9C, whose product is annotated as tetratricopeptide repeat domain 9C. Gene Ontology annotation, molecular function: protein binding. The coding region runs from base 70 to 618 and encodes 182 amino acids. The transcript is spliced from 4 exons. Lineage: Eukaryota; Metazoa; Chordata; Aves; Rheiformes; Rheidae. The record is from RefSeq and is a predicted model, not a curated record.
CCAGGUCAGGCUGCGCAGGAAGCAGCAUGAAACCCGGCGGCUGCUGAGCAGCGGCGGUGCGGCUGCCCCAUGGCCACAGCCACGGUGCAGCCGGAGCAGCUGGAGCAGCGCCUGCGGCAGGCGCAGCGCUACAAGGAGGAAGGCAACGGCUGCUACCAGGCAGGGCGGCCGCGGGAGGCAGCCGGGCGCUACCACCGGGCGCUGCUGCAGCUCCGCGGGCUGGAGCCUCGGCUGCCACUGCCGCUGCAGGCCCUCGGCGCCCGGCCCCAGCCCCCUGCGACGCCCCAGCAAGAGGCUGCCCUGCGCCGUAUCCAGACCGACUGCUACAACAACCUGGCUGCCUGCCUGCUGCGUAUGGAGCCAGUCAACUAUGAGCGGGUAAAGGAAUACAGCCUGAAGGUGCUGGAGCAGCAGCCCCACAAUGCCAAGGCCCUGUACCGUGCUGGUGUGGCUGCCUACCACCUGCACGACUACGAGCAGUCGCGGUGUUGCCUGGCCCAGGCGGCGCUGCUGCAGCCACGAGACGCCAGCGUGCGGCACUACCUGGAGCUGGCAGAGUCGCAGCUGAGUGCCUACCGCCAGCAGGAGAAGCAGCUCUACGCCAGCAUGUUUUCGUAGGUGCAGCCCGGACACUCCCACAGUUCCCCUGGACGGGGCUGCACCUCCCACCAUGCCCUUUCCCGUGGUGGUGGCUCAGCAUCCCAGACACACCCGGCCUCCAGCAUGACUGCUCCUGGCCCAGUCCCACAGGAGGAUGUGGGCUGCCCGUGCCAUGGGCUUGGCCUGGAGGCCCACUCUUCCCCUUCGCUGUCUCUGCAGCUGAUGGAGACACAAGCAAAUGUCUCUCAGCCCUGUCAUCUGUCUCCUCCUGCUUUAAGGAAAUGGAUCCCUGGAGCACAGCUGAGCUGUUUGCUCUCCCUCGUCCCAGCCCCUCAGCUGCCAGCAGGUAUCACAUACACACCAUCCCCUCCUCCAGCCUCGCACCACACCUGAGCCUGGCUGAGGGGAGCACCAGCUGCGAGCCCAGCUCCAAGAGCCUGCUCUGAAAGGUAGCGGCUGAGGGCUCCCUGCUUGGCACACAGACUUGCGGUUUCCUGGAAAUAAACAGAACUGGAGCCCCCCA